CUCUCUCUCUCUCCCUAGAUUUGUCGUAUACGUACAUAUAUAAUUGUUUUGGUUUCUGGGUAUCUGGAAUUAUGGCGGGGGAUACAAGUGGUACAUCAAGAGAGCUUGAUCAAACGCCUACAUGGGCAGUUGCUGGUGUGUGUGCCAUCAUCAUCAUCAUCUCACUUUUAUUGGAGAAGAUCCUCCACAAACUUGGAGAGUGGCUCACGGAAAAGCACAAGAAAGCUCUGUAUGAAGCUUUGGAGAAGGUUAAAGCUGAGUUGAUGAUUCUUGGUUUCAUAUCAUUGAUCCUGGUAUUUAGCCAGUACUACAUUGCCAAAAUCUGUAUUCCCACUAAGGUUGCAGAUACUAUGUUGCCAUGUCCUAGUAAGUACGAAACCAGUAAAACCAGUGAAGAAGGUGAUAAUCGCCGGAGGCUUUUGUGGUAUGAACACCGAAUGCUAGCUGGUUAUUCUUCCAGUUGCAAGGAGGUAAAGGGUAAGGUGCCAAUCAUAACUGUCGAUGGACUGCAUCAGUUACAUAUCCUCAUAUUCUUUUUAGCAGUUCUUCAUGUGCUAUACAGUGCUGUCACGAUGGGGCUUGGGCGACUAAAGAUUCGGGGGUGGAAGCAGUGGGAGCAGGAGACUGAAUCCCAUGACUAUGAGUUUUCAAAUGAUCCCUCAAGAUUCAGGCUUACGCACGAGACAUCAUUUGUGAGAGCACACACUAGUUUCUGGACUCGGAUUCCAUUCUUCUUUUAUGUUGGAUGUUUCUUUCGACAAUUUUUUAGGUCUGUUAGUAGGUCGGACUACUUGACCUUGCGCAACGGAUUCAUCAGUGUUCAUUUGGCUCCGGGAAGUAAAUUUAACUUCCAAAAAUACAUCAAGAGGUCAUUAGAGGAUGACUAUAAGACAGUUGUGGGAGUCAGUCCGGUCUUGUGGGCAUCAUUCGUGGUUUUCUUGCUCCUGAACGUCAGUGGGUGGCAGGCGUUGUUUUGGGCAGCACUAAUUCCUCUAUUUAUAAUCUUAGCUGUUGGAACAAAGCUCCAAGCCAUUUUGACUAAGAUGGCGCUUGAAAUCACAGAAAGACAUGCAGUUGUCCAAGGAAUUCCUCUUGUGCAAGGCUCAGACAAGUACUUUUGGUUUGGUCGACCACAUCUAAUGCUUAAUCUAAUCCACUUUGCCUUAUUUCAGAAUGCAUUCCAAUUAACGUACUUCCUGUGGAUAUGUUAUGAGUUUGGGCUAAACUCUUGCUUCCAUGACAACUACAAGCUUGUGAUUGGGAAAAUUGCUUUGGGGGUUGGAGUUUUGUUACUAUGCAGCUACAUUACGCUUCCUCUGUACGCCCUUGUAGCUCAGAUGGGCUCACACAUGAAAAAAUCAAUCUUUGAUGAACAAACAUCCAAGGCCCUUAAGAAGUGGCACAAUGCAGUAAAGAAGAGGACUGGCAAAGGAGGGAAGUCUCCAGCACGAACACUAGGAGGCGGAAGCCCGACAGCUUCCAUGAGCUCAACCUUGCACUCAGUCGGAGCAACCCUCCACCGGUUCAAGACCACCGGUCACUCCACCCGAUCCUUCACCUACGAGACAGACCCGGAGCAGUCCGACUAUGAAGCCGAACCACUUUCCCCCACAUCAUCGACAACCAACUUGAUCGUAAGAGUUGAUAACAAUGUUUCGGAGAUUGAACCGAGCGCACCCAACGGCGUAGAUGAAAAUAGAAACGUGGAUGACUUCUCAUUCGUGAAGCCCGCUCCGUUGAAGUGAAAGAUUAUGCGGGUGAUCAUCCCACUGUUUUUUCCUUCAAAUCUGGGAGUUAUUUUUUGUUCUAUGUAUUUUGAUGCAAUAGUACAGUUGUUUGAAUGUUAGCUAGGCUAAGUAUAGUGCCAUUUCUUGUAAAUUUGACAUUUAUGUCCAAAUAUUACAACUUUUAAUUCUCAUUUUUUUGCUUUUGCUUCAA
Rhododendron vialii is the source of this 1938-nucleotide messenger RNA. Its product is annotated as MLO-like protein 10. Bases 72 to 1745 code for a protein of 557 amino acids. Lineage: Eukaryota; Viridiplantae; Streptophyta; Magnoliopsida; Ericales; Ericaceae. Gene Ontology annotation, cellular component: membrane. Gene Ontology annotation, biological process: defense response. The record is from RefSeq and is a predicted model, not a curated record. The transcript has 15 exons.